AUGGAAUCUUCCAUCCCUUCUGAAGCCAGCGCAGUACAUCUAGCCAAGUCCAAAACGACAAGAGAUAUCGGGGAAGGCGCGGCGCUUCGUCGCGGGUCACGACCACGACGAAGAAGUGCCUCUGUUGACGUUGAAAAGUUCAAGGAGCUUGAAGUUGCCGAGGACGAGGAUCCAGAGCUUCGCGAUGAGCGCGGCUACAGGGGCAUACGGGCUUUCAAUGUCAGCCAGCUUCUCACCCUAGCUUAUAAGUCUGUGGGUGUCAUUUACGGAGACAUCAGCACAUCCCCCCUUUAUGUGUUUUCCUCCACGUUCACCGAGCCUCCCAAACGUAUGGACCUUCUAGGAGCCGUAUCUUUGAUCAUAUGGUCACUUACUAUUAUCGUAACGUUCAAGUAUGUUUUGCUCGUCCUGAGAGCAGAUAAUGAUGGUGAGGGUGGAUCGUUCAGCACGUAUGCUCUGUUAUCUCGAUAUGCAAACAUCUCCCAGAGAGAUCCCCGCGAGGCAAGUAUGGUCCGGACCUCUCGAGUACUUUUCAGCCGCUCGACGAAACAUGUACGAUCAACUAUCGAGAAGACCAGAUUUUUCCGAGGCCUUUUGCAGAUAAUUGGAGUCCUGGCUGUGUCUAUGAUCAUCGCUGAUGGAGUCUUGACACCCGCUCAGUCGGUACUUGCCGCCGUUCAGGGUUUAGAGGUUGCCAGUGAUGAUGUAUCAAGAUCGACCAUAAUCGGUGUCACUUGUGCUAUCCUUGUUUUACUAUUCUUAGCGCAACCUUUCGGCACGUCUAGGUUUUCGGUUGUGUUCACUCCCAUUGUUUCGGUAUGGUUAGCACUCAACGCGGGUUUUGGUAUCUAUAACCUAACAAGAUAUGAUCAUGGAAUGUUGAAAGCCUUCAACCCCUACUAUGCAUUCGAUUUCCUCAUACGGAACGGUCAUCAUGGGUGGCGGAGCUUAGGCGGCAUUCUCUUAUGCUUCACGGGUGUCGAAGUCCUUUUCGCAGGCAUUGGUCCCUUCAGUCGUCAAGCUAUUCAAGUCAGCUGGAUUGGCUAUGUAUAUCCAUGUCUUCUACUUGCUUAUGUUGGCCAAGGAGCCUACAUCAGCCAACAUCCAGAGGCUUACAUUAAUCCGUUCUACAACUGCGCCCCCCUUGGCUGGCUGAUCCCAUCAUUAGUGAUUGCUAUUGGCGCUGCAGCUGUCGCUUCGCAGACCAUGAUCACGGCAACUUUUCAGCUCUUGACGCAAAUCAUGAAGUUGUCGUACUUCCCGCAGAUACAGGUCGUACACACAUCGAAAACCUACUACGGCCAGGUUUAUGUUCCGCUGGCAAACUGGCUGCUCAUGGUGGGAACAGUGCUCGUUGCAGCAAUUUACAACAACAGCGCGUCUCUCGGCAAUGCUUACGGCGUCUGUGUCAUGUUCGUCACCUUCUUCGAUACAUGUCUGGUCACUCUUGUUGCAAUUCUCGUCUGGCGCGUUAAGCCUUAUUAUGUCUUCCUGCCCUGGCUUAUCAUCGCGAGCUUUGAUGGCACAUUCCUCACGUCCGCACUUACAAAGGCUCCCGAUGGCGCAUGGUUUACGAUUGUGCUUGCGUGCCUGCUAGCCUGCAUAUUCAUCCUAUGGCGCUUUGGUAAAGAACAACAAUGGCUUACGGAAGCCAAAGAUCGUUUCCCAACUACGCACUUCAUCAAAACCAAUGGAGACGGCAGCAUGCAAUUGACCGAUGCAUUCGGCGGUCGAAGUCUAGCAUCUACGCAAGGCUUCGGUGUUUUCUUCGACAAAGUUGGCGAGACUACACCGAUUGUUUUCAGCCAAUUCAUCAGGAAGCUCAGCACCGUGCCUGAGGUCAUCGUCUUCUUCCAUCUACGGCCAAUCGAAACUCCCUCAGUGCCACUAGGGGAACGCUAUCAUGUCACACGUCUGGCUAUACCAAAUUGCUAUCGAUUAGUUGUUCGUCAUGGGUAUAUGGAUGAAGUAAUCACACCGGACCUUGCUGCUUUAAUCUACGAGAAAGUACGCCACCACGUAGUGAGUCGGGAUAUGAGCAAGAACCAACCUUCAUCCACCACAACGUCGAGAAAGCUUAGUAGAGAUCUGCUUGAUCGGGAGCAUACCCACACUGUGGACAAGGCGUCAACUGUGAAGGAUGCUGCAGAAGGCGAAGUCCAGAAUCUUUCUUUGAGCUCGCGAUCAAGACAGAACCCCACCCAGCCACCAUAUGCGGUCAAGACUUAUGCCAGGCUACAAGCACUGGAACGGGCUUUCAAGCACGAAGUUCUCUACAUCAUUGGAAAGGAGCAGAUGAAGAUCAAAUCAGGCACAAACAUGUGGAGAACGGUGCUUCUGAAGACCUUCCUCUUCUUGAGAGACAACACAAGGGCAAAGAUCGGAAGCUUGAGUGUGCCUAUGGACAAGGUCAUUGAGGUUGGGUUCGUGAAGGAAGUCUGA
Molecule: messenger RNA, 2442 nt
Organism: Dothidotthia symphoricarpi CBS 119687
Lineage: Eukaryota; Fungi; Ascomycota; Dothideomycetes; Pleosporales; Dothidotthiaceae
Product: potassium transporter
Exons: 4
Coding region: 1-2442 (813 amino acids)
Biological process (GO): potassium ion transmembrane transport
Cellular component (GO): membrane
Molecular function (GO): potassium ion transmembrane transporter activity
Source: RefSeq, a predicted model, not a curated record